Messenger RNA from Heteronotia binoei (common prickly gecko), 1038 nucleotides. Its product is annotated as minor histocompatibility antigen H13-like. The record is from RefSeq and is a predicted model, not a curated record. Bases 1 to 1038 code for a protein of 345 amino acids. NCBI's taxonomy places the organism in Eukaryota, Metazoa, Chordata, Lepidosauria, Squamata, Gekkonidae. Gene Ontology annotation, biological process: membrane protein proteolysis. The transcript has a single exon. Gene Ontology annotation, molecular function: aspartic endopeptidase activity, intramembrane cleaving. Gene Ontology annotation, cellular component: lumenal side of endoplasmic reticulum membrane; membrane; cytoplasmic side of endoplasmic reticulum membrane.
AUGGCCAAGGAGGCUCCUUUGGCAGGGUGGGCUGGAGCCAGGCCGCCUGCCAGCCUGGAGGGCAGAGCCCUGGCCUACGUCAGCCUGGUGCUCAUGGCUCUCCUGUCCAUCUUCUUUGGGGCGCUGCGCUCCGUCUCCUGCGCCAGGGGGAAGAACGCCUCAGACACCCCAAAGACCAUCACCAGCCGAGAAGCCAUCUGCAUUCCUAUCAUUGCCAGCUGUACUCUUCUAGGGCACUAUCUUGCCUUCAAAAUAUUCUUUCAAGAAUACAUCCAAUUGCUGCUCUCUAUGUACUACUGUGUCCUUGGCAUCUUGGAACUUUCUCACACCAUCAGCCCCAUGAUACAUAAGUUCUUCCUAGCCAAUUCCUCCAACAAACAGGACCAGCUCCUCUUCACUCAGGGCUCAGGAGAAACCAGGAAAGAGAUGGUGAACUACAAAUUUGACACCAAGGACCUGGUGUGCCUGGUCAUAAACAGCGCCGUUGGUGUCUGGUACCUGCUGAGGAAGCACUGGAUCGCCAACAACCUCUUUGGGCUGGCCUUUUCUCUCAACACCCUGGAGCUGUUCCACCUGAAUGAUGUCAGCACUGGCUGCAUUCUGCUCAACAGCCUCUUAAUCUACGAUGUCUUCUGGGUCUUCGGCACAAACGUGAUGGUGACAGUUGCCAAGUCAUCUGAGGUGCCCAUAAAGCUGGUUUUCCCUCAAGAUCUGCUGGAGAAAGACUUGGAGGCCAAUAACUUUGCCAUGCUAGGCCUGGGAGACAUAAUCAUCCCAGGAAUCUUCAUUGCUCUGUUCUUGCGUUUCGAUAUCAGCCUGAAGAAGAACAUGCACACCUAUUUCUACACCAGUUUUGUGGCUUAUAUUUUCGGGCUGGGGCUCACAAUCUUCAUCAUGCACAUCUUCGAGCAUGGUCAGUCAGCUCUGCUGUACCUGGUCCUAGCCUGUGUUGGCUUCCCACUCCUGGUGGCUGUAGCUAAGGGAGAAGUUGCAGAGAUGUUCAGCUACAGGGACACCACCCCCAUGGAGGUGCCAUGA